Paramecium tetraurelia is the source of this 936-nucleotide messenger RNA. RefSeq lists its product as uncharacterized. Gene Ontology annotation, molecular function: protein binding. The record is from RefSeq and is a predicted model, not a curated record. The transcript is spliced from 2 exons. Lineage: Eukaryota; Ciliophora; Oligohymenophorea; Peniculida; Parameciidae.
AUGUCUAAACCACUAACUUAAACACUAAUCGCCUAGAAGGCUAAGACUGAGGCUUUGUAUAGUAUCAAAUCACUGAACUUAUGGGGCAAUGACCUUGACGAUAUCUCAAUCAUUGAAAGACUCCCUCAACUUGAAGUUCUUUCUUUGUCAGUGAAUAGGAUUACCACGCUCGCCGACAUCGCCAAAUGCAAGAACAUUAAGGAAUUGUACCUGAGGAAGAACAACAUAUCAAGUAUUACAGAAUUGCAAUUCCUAUAACAAUUACCUAAAUUGAAAGUCUUGUGGCUUCAAGAAAAUCCAAUUGCGGACCAUCCAAAUUAUAGAGAGGCUGUGAUUUGCAAUUCUUCAACACUUGAAAAAUUGGACGACGUUGUUAUCAGCCAACAAGAUAGAGCAAACGCCUAAAUAUAAUUGCAAUAUGGAAUUUCAUAGAGUCCUCCAACAAAGUCAUCACAAAAAUCAGAUGAAGAAAUAGCACAACAUGUAGAAGUAACCAAACCAAAUCAAUAUUCUCCAAAUAAUGGCGGUGGAAGAUAUUCAAAUUAACGAGAAUAAUUACAAAAUCAAUAACGACAAUCCAUAUAGUAAUAGCAACCAUAUCAUUAGCCACAAUAACCGUAACAAUACUACCCAUAACAACAAUAACAGGCAGGUAGAGAAAGAGAACAACAAUAAUAAUAACAAUAGUACUUGCAACAACAACAAUAACAACAAUAUCAGUCAUCGAUUUAGCAAUAGCAAUAAUCACAAAUCUACUUAUAAUAGUAGCAACCCCAAUAAUACUAAAGACAGAUCAUCAGAUAACAAUAUGCAGAGGAAGAAAGAAACUCUAACAUCUUAUGCGCAAUACUAUCUCUUCUAAAAGAAUUGGAUUAAUCUACACUAGAAAUAGUGUAAAGAGAAGUUUAUGAUAGAAUAUAAUAAUAUUAAGACUGA